Arxiozyma heterogenica is the source of this 2142-nucleotide messenger RNA. It is a transcript of the gene FRE8, whose product is annotated as putative ferric-chelate reductase. Gene Ontology annotation, biological process: defense response; superoxide anion generation. The transcript has a single exon. NCBI's taxonomy places the organism in Eukaryota, Fungi, Ascomycota, Saccharomycetes, Saccharomycetales, Saccharomycetaceae. The record is from RefSeq and is a predicted model, not a curated record. Gene Ontology annotation, cellular component: NADPH oxidase complex; plasma membrane. Gene Ontology annotation, molecular function: superoxide-generating NAD(P)H oxidase activity. Bases 1 to 2142 code for a protein of 713 amino acids.
AUGUCAAGCAUAUUAACUAAAAUCAUAUCAAAUUGGAUGCCCUCCUUCGAUACCUCCAUAGAUAGAAAUCUAAGCAACUAUUUGGCAUCUAAAUAUUCAUUCCUUUGUUUUCUAUUCUUUUUACUAUGGUUCUUAAUUCUCCUACCUAUUUUUAAUUAUCUAUCUUCAAACAAUAUACAUUUCUUUAAAAUUUACCACACUUUCAGAAGAUUUGUCAAAAAUAAUUGUUCUAGACUGCAUCACUCCUCAUUAUACCAUAAUAGAUCAUUUAAACUGUGUUUUACUAUCUGCUUCAUCAUUUUUUUCUGUUCUCUGUACAAUACUCAAUCAGAUCUUUUACAAAUAGCUAAACGGCUAGGUAGAAUCCCCGCUUUGCUACUCCCCAUCACUCUCUUUAUGACUUUGAAACCCUCCCCUUUACCCAAUAGCCUCUAUCUCAACUUGCUUCCCUUCCAUAAAUGGCUUUCUAGAUCCUUGGUUUUCUUUUCUUUACUACAUUCAAUCCUAUACUUCGUCUACUUUGUUAAAUACCAUGUUUGGAAACAGAGGUUGCUCAGACUAGACAACUUUUUAGGUAUUCUCGCACUAGCCCUCCUUUUCAUAAUCGCUUUGUCCUCCUUGCCCUCCAUUAGAAGGCUUCACUACAGAUUCUUCUACAUCCUACACUACAUUUCUACAUGGCCCCUUCUUAUAACUCUUCAUAUUCAUUCAAGGUAUAAAAUAACUAAAUACACUUUUUUGUGUCUAGCCAUACUGCUUUACCAGAUCGGCUACAGGUGCCUUCACACAUCCACGAUCAAACCUAGCAUAACUAACAUCUCACCAAACUUGACUCUCUUAGAGUUCCCAAUGUCUCAACUGGCAAAACAACCGGUUCUACCGGCUUCUCAUAUUAGAUUGGUUUUGAAAUCCAAAAAUAUCUUCAAAAGAAUCUUCUACCUUAUAGUUCCGCUGACACACCCUUUCACUUUACUGAACUUGCCUGGCCAGAAUACAGCCCGGCUGCUAAUAAGAACCGGUAACUUCCCACUUCUAGCAAACCACGAAUACUACGUCACCGGAGUCUACGAGCCUGUAAUAAAUUUCAUUUCCACAACAAAGAACUAUGGGAUGCCCACAAGGUUCCCAUUAUUCUCCCACAGCAGUGAAAACUCGAUAAGGAAUCCAUUCCAAGUCAGUUCAGCACAUUUGAGGUCCUCUUCACUGCAUUUCUUCGUGGAUGCAAGAAGAGUGUUGAUUUUUGUUGGUGGAUCUGCCAUAUCUUUUGGGUUGCCACUUCUUAGCGUAUUGAAUUUUAAUGGGGUUAUGGUGAGAUUGGUUUGGUGUGUCAGAGACUAUAGAGAUGUGAAAAUACUGAAUUAUUUGAAGAUUCACUAUUAUCAGGGGCUAGAAAUCUUCAUUAGUGGGAAGAGUCAAAGUUCGAACAACAAUAAUAACAACAAUAACAAUGAUGAUGAUAAUGGUGGUGAUGAUGAUAUCAAGAUUGAUUAUUACGAUUAUGAUCAUUCUUGCUCCACUCGGGCAGAUUCACAGACUUCUUUGUUACAUGAACGUAAUAAUAGACUGAAAUAUACAGUAGAUUCCAUCAGUGAAGAUGAAAUUGAUUUUACUGGAGCUGAUUUGAAUUCACCUUUGAUUAAGAUAUUGGACUCCAAAAAUUCCAGUAAAAAUAUGUUCAGGAAACUACAAGUUAUAGAACCUCCUACAAAUAUGAAUACUAACUGUGUUAAUCUAAAUUCUGAUCCUAAUCACCUUUGUACCGAGGCUAGAAGUGAGGAAAAUGACGAAGAAAGGAUUAAAUUGCCUUCGUUUGUUAAAGUAUCGUAUGGUAGACCUAAAUUGGAUGAUUCUUAUUAUGAAUGGUGUUUACAAAGAGAAUGUAACUCAACAGGGAAUCUAUCUCAAAACACUCAUAAUACUAACAGUACUAAUCAUACCCAUAGCCAUAAUUUUAAUAGUGACACCACUGCUGUUUCCUGUGUUGACAACCAGUGUUUGGAGAGUGAUCUAGGUGAUAAAGACGAAGAAAUUCUGUCUAACGUUUGGGUUGUUGCUGUUGGUCCAACAGGAUUGGUUAAAACUACGAGAAGUUGGGCUAAUGAUUGUGGGUUAAGAUUUCAUGGAGAAGAAUUUACUUUAUAG